AUGUCUGCUCUGCAAGUCGUCAAACGGUUUCGAAUACGGGAGCUCGGGGCUACUGCUCUACCGAGUCCCGCUCUCGCCAAAACCAAAUCAUAUCCUAGCUCGGCAUCCUCGUCACGCAACAAGGUUCCAGUUGCUAGCAUAGAGAAUCCAUUCAUCCCGAAGCUCAACUCCAAGACAGGCAGAUGGGCACCGCCAAAGUACUCCCUGCGCCAACAGGCUCUGCUUGUCAAGAAAGCUCGCGAAUCUGGCACGCUUGCACUUCUGCCUCCUGGUCCUAAAAUUUCGGUAGUAGAAAUUGCUGCUGCUGCCGCUUCUGGGCAAGCCAUCAUUCCAGGGCCCUCGGCUUUAGUAAAAUCUCAAGUCCAAAACGCUGCCGCACCGUGGACGCGCCCAAUAGAAUGGACAGGUGAAGUAAAGGAGAAGAAAGUUCUUGGUGCGGAAGUUGGGAACAGAUUGUAUGCAGGGAAGAAGCGAAUGUUCAAGGGGCACAAGUGGCAGCGUACUGCAGAGAAGAGGGAGAAACGGAGGGCGUUACUCAUGCGCAGUAUGCCCAAGCGUAUUAAAGAGUUUAAGCAGUAUUACAAGAGGCGACGUCCACACCCUCUCAAACCUCCCCGUACCGCUAAGAAUGCGAAACUUCCGUUCUAG
Molecule: messenger RNA, 648 nt
Organism: Suillus plorans
Lineage: Eukaryota; Fungi; Basidiomycota; Agaricomycetes; Boletales; Suillaceae
Exons: 2
Coding region: 1-648 (215 amino acids)
Cellular component (GO): mitochondrial large ribosomal subunit
Molecular function (GO): structural constituent of ribosome
Source: RefSeq, a predicted model, not a curated record